Messenger RNA from Phalaenopsis equestris, 1668 nucleotides. Its product is annotated as sodium/hydrogen exchanger 4-like. The annotation marks the transcript as partial. Gene Ontology annotation, biological process: proton transmembrane transport. Gene Ontology annotation, cellular component: membrane. The record is from RefSeq and is a predicted model, not a curated record. Lineage: Eukaryota; Viridiplantae; Streptophyta; Magnoliopsida; Asparagales; Orchidaceae. Gene Ontology annotation, molecular function: sodium:proton antiporter activity. The transcript is spliced from 14 exons.
UCCAUACAAAAGCCUCAGCCCGUUCGACGCGUCUCCCAUCUCCCGCAUCGACGAGUUCUGCUCGAUCCCGUCUCCCCGCAUCGAAGCCGCCCAGACUGCGUGUCCGAUCCCGUCUCCCGCGUCGAACCCGCGUAUCACGUCUCCUUCCUCGGCAGCGAACGAGAUCCUCUCCUUCCGUCCGACUCGUCUCUACUGCCCGACAACAAGCUUCCCACCGCCUCUCUUCUUCACGACCAGACCGAUCUCUUUUGGAACCUUGUAACCCAAUUUGAGUAUUUUCCUGUUGACUUGGGGUUCUUGUUUUAUUACAUUGCCAAAGGAACUUGGUGGCUCUUUCCAAAGAUUGGCUUUGAAGGACUUAAUCUUCGGGAAUAUUUAGCACUUGGUGCAAUAUUUUCUUCUACAGAUACAGUUUGCACAGUGCAGGUUUUACAUCAAGAUGAGACUCCUCACCUCUACAGCUUAGUAUUUGGGGAAGGUGUUGUGAAUGGUGCUACAUCGAUAGUUCUUUUUAAUGCGAUUCAGAAGAUCAAGGCAUCUAAAAUUGGCGGUGGAACAGCUUUUUUUCUUCUUUGGGACUUCUUAUACUUAUUUUUGACAAGCACUAUUCUGGGGGUUGCCGUAGGGCUUUUGACUGCCUACACUCUAAAGACCUUCUAUUUUGGCAGGCAUUCAACUGACCGUGAAGUAGGUUUAAUGAUGUUGAUGGCUUACCUAUCUUAUGUGGUUGCUGAGCUAUUAAAUUUAAGCGGAAUACCUACAGUUUUCUUCUGCGGGAUUGUGAUGUCUCAUUACGGAUGGCAUAACGCCACUGAAAGCUCAAGGAUCACUACUAGGCAUAUUUUUUCGACCAUGUCUUCUAUUGCAGAAACAUUCAUUUUUCUUUAUGUAGGAAUGGAUGUUUUUGACAUUGAGAAAUGGAAAAUGACGAAAAUUAGUGUCAAGGCUACUGUUGGUGUCAAUUUUAUCCUCAUAAUUUUGGUGUUACUUGGACGCGCAACAUUUGUAUUUCCUCUCUCUAUUCUAUCAAAUUACAUCAGCUCGGGUCCUGAGAGGUUGAUAAUUACAUUUAAGCACCAGUUUAUAAUUUGGUGGGCUGGUCUCAUGAGAGGAGCCAUUUCGAUUGCUUUAGCAUUUAACCUGUUCACUAUUUCUGGAGUUACGUGGGACCCAGUUCAUGCAACAAUGAUCACAAGCACCAUUGUGAUUGUGCUUUUCACCACUUUGGCACUCGGCAUCUUCACAAAACCACUUGUAAAUAAGCUAAUACACCAAGCUCGAGGGAAGAGUGAACCACAAACCAGAGUUGGCAAAGAAGAUCCAACUGCUCCUCUUCUUUCCAUAGAAGAAUCUACGGAUUCCAGUCUUGUCAAAACAACAAGAAGCUUAGCACUCGGCAUCUUCACAAAACCACUUGUAAAUAAGCUAAUACACCAAGCUCGAGGGAAGAGUGAACCACAAACCAGAGUUGGCAAAGAAGAUCCAACUGCUCCUCUUCUUUCCAUAGAAGAAUCUACGGAUUCCAGUCUUGUCAAAACAACAAGAAGCUUAGCGGUUCUUUUGGAAAAUCCGAUUCACACAAUUCAUGUCUAUUGGAGAAAGUUCGAUGACGCUUACAUGAGGCCAGUGUUUGGUGGACCAACAAGUUCUCGAGGAGAACGGCGGUAA